AUGAGUCCGAAGCGCGAGGCGACCCUGGACGGGGCGGGUGCGCGGGUCCAGGGCGUGGGGGUGACCCCCGGGCGGGGACAGGAGCAGGAGUCCGGAGUUCAAGUUGACCCUUGGGCGGCGGCGGGGGCCGGGGGCGGGGUCCGACUGCGCUGCGUCGUUGCCCUGGGGACCCCACGGUGGCCUCACUGGCUCCCAGGUUCUGAGCCUGGGGCCUUUGGUGGUGGCGGCGGUGGCUUGGCCUCCAACCUGCAGAGGGUACCUCUCUUGGGGCGGGGUCUGCGGGAGGAGCGAUGGGGGUGGGCACGCAGUGACUGCCUGCCGACGUCUGACCGUGCAUCCCUGACCCUGGGCUUCACCGGCAGCGCCCAGCGGGAGUUGUCUCCUGGGGCCUCCCCCGGGCGGGGGCGCUGGGCUGCCAUCACCUGCGCUCUGGCCCCUAGACUGUCCCAACCGGAAGACAGAAUGCUCAAGGGACAGCUUCCAAACACGGGCAGAGACCUCGCAGCCCACCCAGGGUCCCCGCCUACCAACAACGGUCAGGGCCCUGAGAAGAGCCCGGUGCUCCCUCUGAACCUUCCAGCACAAAUCAGCAAUGAGGACCCACAAGCCAAGGCCACACCCUUCACCCCAAAGCCACCGACGAGGCCCCGGCUGGAGCGAGCUCUGUCACUGGACGAGAAGGCAUGGAGGAGGCGGCGUUUUCAAACCAGCCACGAGGACCUGGCCGCGCGCAGUGGGGCCAGCCCCUCUAGGGGCUCCUUGCAGGACGAGGUCCCCAGGCCGCCCACCCACACUGACUCCCCACCCUGCCUGAGCACCUCCUUGCAGGAAAUCCCCACAUCCCGCAGGGCCCAGGGCAGUGCCGGAGGGAGCCCGAACUCGUGGGGUCACUGUAUCUCCGGAAUGAUCGGCACUUCCCUGGACCUCCUGCACCGGGACGGGGCCUUGGCUGGGAGCCCCAGCAGGCUGCCGGCUGUGGGCCAGAAGGUGGCCUCCAAUUCCCUGCGGUCAGCAGACAGGGUGGACUCAGUUCCGACCGACUGCAAGUCCCGCCUGCAGAGCAGACUGUUCCGGGCCCACAGCAGCCUGGGCCCCGGCCGGCCCCCAAGCCCCCUGGCCUGUGAUGCCAAAUCCUUCAGCCUCCUGGCGCCCAUCCGUGCCAAGGACGUCCGGAGCAGGAGCUACCUGGAGGGGAGUCUCCUGGCGAGCGGGGCACUGAUGGGGGCAGAGGAGCUGGCCCGGUACUUCCCAGACCGCAACAUGGCCCUCUUCGUGGCCACCUGGAACAUGCAGGGCCAGAAGGAGCUGCCCCCAAACCUGGACGAGCUCCUGCUGCCCGCCGAGGCCGACUACGCCCAGGACCUGUACGUCGUUGGGGUCCAGGAGGGCUGCUCCGACAGGCGGGAGUGGGAGACGCGCCUGCAGGAGACGCUGGGCCCCCACUACGUCACACUGUACUCAGCGGCCCACGGGGCGCUCUACAUGUCCGUGCUCAUCCGCAGGGACCUCAUCUGGUUCUGCUCAGAGGUGGAGAGCUCCACGGUGACCACGCGCAUCGUAUCUCAUAUCAAGACCAAGGGGGCCCUGGGCGUCAGCUUCACCUUCUUUGGCACCUCCUUCCUCUUCAUCACGUCCCACUUCACCUCCGGAGACGGGAAGGUGAGCGAGAGGCUGCUGGACUAUAGCAGAACCGUCCAGGGCCUGGCCCUGCCCAAGAGCGUGCCCGACACCAGCCCCUUCCGCUCGGACGCUGCGGAUGUCACCACCCGGUUCGAUGGGGUGUUCUGGUUUGGAGACUUCAACUUCCGUCUGAGCGGUGGGCGUGUGGCUGUGGAGGCCAUCCUGAAGCAGGACCUGGGAGAGAAGGUGUCUGCCCUGCUCCAGCAUGACCAGCUCACCCAGGAGAUGAAGAAAGGGUCCAUCUUCAAGGGUUUCCAGGAGCCGGACAUCCACUUCCUUCCAUCAUACAAGUUCGACAUUGGGAAGGACUCCUACGACACCACCUCCAAGCAGAGGACCCCCUCUUACACGGACCGCGUCAUGUACAGAAGCCGCCACAAGGGUGACAUCUGUCCCAUCAAGUAUUCCUCCUGCCCUGGCAUCAAGACGUCUGACCAUCGCCCCGUGUACGGCCUGUUCCGGGUGAAAGUGAGGCCGGGGAGAGACAACAUCCCGCUAGCUGCCGGCAAGUUUGACCGAGAACUGUACUUAAUAGGAAUUAAAAGACGGAUUUCCAAAGAAAUUCAGAGACAGCAGGCUCUGAAGAAUCAGCACUCGAGUACUAUUUGUACUGUUUCUUGAGGUCUGCCCAAGGGCCUCUGGCACCUCCACCGGGAGGUUACUUGAUCAAAAGCCCCUAAAGACGGAAGAGGUUGCUGUGUGGGACUCCUUUUUGGGCUGCCGACGAACCACUGCUCGAGACUGACACGCUUUCUUACCAAGAACCCCACGGGGAGGCCAGCAGACC
Molecule: messenger RNA, 2467 nt
Organism: Odobenus rosmarus divergens (Pacific walrus)
Lineage: Eukaryota; Metazoa; Chordata; Mammalia; Carnivora; Odobenidae
Gene: INPP5E
Product: inositol polyphosphate-5-phosphatase, 72 kDa
Exons: 12
Coding region: 1-2301 (766 amino acids)
Biological process (GO): phosphatidylinositol dephosphorylation
Molecular function (GO): inositol-polyphosphate 5-phosphatase activity
Source: RefSeq, a predicted model, not a curated record